UGGAGGGAAAGGGCGAGACCCCCUUUAAGGUGUCGGUUUCCCCUCCUCCGGCUGAAGCCCAGAGGCACGGACGGCGUCUCCAAGGCGGAUCCUUGUUGUCACGCCGAGAAAGGCGAGGGCCGGACUGAGGGGAAGAAAAGUUUGGGAAGGGGGAUCCCAACGCCUCCAGGACUUAAAUCAGGGUGCUCCCUUCGGGCGACCCGCCUUCGCUGUCCUCUGGCUCGGAGGUCUCCAGACUUGGCCCGCCUGCCCCCCGAGGGCUCGGACCCCGCCUCGCCUCCUCCCUGCCUUGCUGUGGCCACGGCCUUUCUGGCUUGGCUCCCGCUUGCCUCUCCGGCUCCCAGGUGCCAUGAAGGUCGAGUUUGCCCCGCUCAACAUCCCCUUGGCCCGGAGGGCGCAGACGGCCGCGGUCUUCCAGUGGGUCUUCUCCUUCCUGCUGCUAGCACAAUGUUGCUGUGCAAUCUUUAUGAUUUUCGUGUUUGGAGAUUACUGGUUUAUAGCAGCCGUCUAUGCGCUCUGGCUCUACCUUGACUGGGAAACACCUCAAACUGGAGGGAGGAGAUCUCAGUGGGUCAGAAACUGGACUGUGUGGAGGUAUUUCAAGGACUACUUUCCAAUUCAUCUAAUCAAAUCUUCGGAUUUGGAUCCAAGUCAAAAUUACCUCUUUGGAUUCCAUCCUCAUGGUGUCCUUGUGGCGGGAGCCUUUGGAAACUUCUGCACAGAAUACACAGGAUUUCAGAAAUUGUUCCCUGGCCUGACUCCAUACCUCCACAUCUUGCCUUUCUGGUUUCGAUGUCCCUUUUUUAGAGAUUAUAUUAUGUCUGCUGGACUGGUUUCAGCAUCCAAGAAGAGUGUAUCUCAUGUGUUGAGCCAUGAAAAGGGUGGAAAUGUUGCUGUGAUUGUAAUUGGAGGGGCAGAAGAGUCUUUGGAUGCCCAUCCUGAAAGCCUCACUCUUAAUAUCCUCAAAAGGAAAGGCUUCAUUAAAGUUGCCCUGAAACACGGGGCUCAGCUGGUCCCAGUGUUUUCUUUUGGUGAAAAUGAACUGUUCAAGCAAAUAGCCAACCCAAAAGGAUCACGGCUCAGGGCAUGGCAAGAGAAAUUGCAGAAAAUUAUGGGAUUUGCUAUGCCUUUGUUUCAUGGCAGAGGGAUCUUUCAAUAUAGUUUUGGCUUGAUGCCUUAUAGGAAACCUAUCCAUACAGUUGUUGGGAAUCCUAUCACUGUGAAGCAAAACCUCAAUCCCACCCUCGACGAGAUUGAUCAAUUACAUGAGAAAUAUCUGCAGGAACUACAAAACUUAUUUGACAAAAACAAAGAAAAAUAUGGCAUACCUGAACACAUGUCUCUCAUCUUUACCUAAGUGCAAGUACAUGGACUGUCUGCAGCAAAUGCCUAUUGAUGAGCAUACUUUUCCUCCACUACUCUCUCUUUCUAUUCAAAGCUUUCAAGAGUUAUAGUCUUCUUGUGGAACUGCUGUCAUUUUGUGUUAAGAAAAGAGUUAUUGGUUUCGAAGAUAUUCUUGAUAUUUACUCAUUUUUUUCUAUAUGAAAUUGACUUUCCUGAUUUGUAUGAGUCACUGGCUGUAAAAGCUGCUUCUCUUCCAAAUGGUUGUGUUUUUAUUAAGGCAUUCUGUAGUUCAGUAUUUCUCAGUCUUUUUUCCUCCAGAUACUUUGGAAUUCAAACUUCAGAAGUCUUAGUCACCACAGCCAAUGUCAGGAAUUUGGAAACAGAAAGUGAACACAACUGGAGGACCAAAGUUUGAGAAUCAUUUCACGAUGCAAAAAGUUGUAUUCCAGUGUGAUUUCUAUCAAAUUGGCAAGGGUUCCUAACUCCCAAUUAUUUAACUCUUACGGCAACCAAAGAAUUCUCUCUUGUCUUAUACUACUAUGAAAAAAGCCCACAAUAACCCAAAGUGAAUUUUCAUAUGUUUCAUUCUGGUACUCAUAUCAAGUUACUGGCACAAAAUCCUUAAUUCCAAGUGUAUGACUUUUCUAUCAAAAACUUGUUAGUGAAUAGUUCUCUCCAAAAACAAAAAAAAACCUCUGAAGCCUGCCAAUUUUUGUGUUCAAGAACACUGCAAAUCUCUAAGAAACGGUUUCCUCUGAGUCUCUGUUAGCAACAAUAAUGGAUCGGUACAGUGACAGAGGUGUGCACAUAAAAUUAGGGUUUAGUUCCAAAGUCAACAGUUGUGUUUCCCUAAGGAUUUUCUUUUGUGUGACCUCCUCUUGAAACAAAUAGAGAUUUUUAGAGAAAUAAACAGUCCCCACGAAACAAAACCCAAGCCCCAGAAAUCUGCUCUUGAACUGAUCAUUUUGAUAUCACGGUGGAUACAGUAGGCAAAUUACAAAUAAGGUGCUUUCAGGAAAAGGGAAAAAAGUGAAUUUGAGAAAUAUGCUCCAAUAAUUGGAGGAGAUUGGUUGACAUUGUCAUUUUUAACUGAGAAUAGGUUGGUCUCUCUGUUUUUGUAUCUUUGUAUUUAUGACAAAGAUGGCAGUCUUCACUGGCAUUAGGGCCCCACAAAACCCAGAUCCAUUUUUUUAGCUUAAUAGUCUCCAUAUGCCCUCUAGGAUUAUGGAAAGAAUUUUACCAUGGAAUUUGGCCUUGCUCUGGUUUUUGUGGAGAUGGUGAAAAGCUAGUUGGGUAAAUGAAGACAUGACUAAGGACCUCUUCACAUGGGGCAAAAUAGCACCAUUUUGACGCUUUUAACCGGGGCUUCCAGAGCGCCAUCAGAUAACGCACAACAGGCCUCACCCACAUUCCUCCUGAAGUGGAGGGGAAGCGUCAAAAUGUGUUUCCUCCUCCACCACGGGGAGGAGAGUGUUUUUCAGGUAACUCUGGUGGAUCUACCCACACUUUCCUCCCCUUUUCCCCAUAUGAUGGGGGAAAGGAUGGUAGGGCAAUGCAUGUUGCCAAUCCUUUCUUUCAUCUGAUGGGGACAGGAUGCCAACACGCCCUGUCCUGUUCUCACUAUGUGAUGGGAGGAGGAGGGAGGGCUCAUGGGUCACCACGAGGCACCCCACAUGCCUUUCGUCGGUGACUGCUAGUGCAACAGCACAGCCCCUGUGGACCAUAUGAAGAAGUCAUCAAAUCCUGUGCCUCCCAGAAGCAUAAGGGCCCUUCUUACGUUGUUUUAAAAGGUGAUUCUGGGAGCCACAAAGGCUGUGUGUGGUCAGUGGAUUGCACUUCAGCCCUUCUUAUCUGAUAACUCAAGAGAUUUUUGAAUGUUCAUCUCUGUAUAGUUGUCUAGGUAUUGCUCUAUGUUUCCAAUUAUGCAAUAUAAAUAUUUAGUGGACUAGGGUAAUCCUAAGAUUAUGGACAGAAAACUGCUACGGUUUUAAUGGAGGUGUUUUUAUGAGCAUGACUUCCAGUAUUCAUAAAUAUGUACAGAAAGUAUUGUGAAGGACCCCCUUUCAACUAUUUGUUUUGACUUUAACCUACACAUUUCCUUUAGAUUUGGUAUCCUUUGACUAUUUUUAUGAGCCCUCGUUACAAAUUCUGUCAAAUCUCCAUUAAAAGGUGGGACCCACAGAGUGUGAUUCAGAAGGAAUUUUGUAUAAUGUAUUUUGCACUGUGAAAUUCAUUCACCAAAGGGACAGAUGGGAACAGGUGCAAUUGGUGUUUUGUUCUACAAUUUUGUAAACAACAGCAUCAUUCUGAAUAAUCCAUUUUAACCUUUCAGGCUGAAAACAGCAAUGUACAUAUGGAAUAUUUUCAUUAAACAUUUCUUUUUUA
Messenger RNA from Anolis carolinensis (green anole), 3729 nucleotides. RefSeq names its product monoacylglycerol O-acyltransferase 1 (gene mogat1). NCBI's taxonomy places the organism in Eukaryota, Metazoa, Chordata, Lepidosauria, Squamata, Anolidae. Gene Ontology annotation, molecular function: diacylglycerol O-acyltransferase activity. Gene Ontology annotation, biological process: diacylglycerol biosynthetic process; triglyceride biosynthetic process. The record is from RefSeq and is a predicted model, not a curated record. Bases 350 to 1357 code for a protein of 335 amino acids. Gene Ontology annotation, cellular component: endoplasmic reticulum membrane. The transcript is spliced from 6 exons.